Molecule: messenger RNA, 2698 nt
Organism: Cheilinus undulatus (humphead wrasse)
Lineage: Eukaryota; Metazoa; Chordata; Actinopteri; Labriformes; Labridae
Product: immunoglobulin superfamily member 11-like
Exons: 10
Coding region: 228-1907 (559 amino acids)
Biological process (GO): positive regulation of T cell proliferation; cell surface receptor signaling pathway; cellular response to lipopolysaccharide
Cellular component (GO): external side of plasma membrane
Source: RefSeq, a predicted model, not a curated record
ACUUCCGUGUAAACAAUGACUUCAAGAAGUGAACAGCUUCUUUCACAAACAUCUUUCGUCUUUCACAACGGACUACCAACUAAACCACUACACAGCCUAAUGUUUAACUAGCUCUAUUAAUGUUUCAGAUUGAUUUUCUCUAGAUACGGAGAUUUUGGUAAAUGUAGCCGUGCAUUCUCGAUUUAAAAAUGAGUCAGAAAGGAAAAAAAAGUCCGUGGGUGUAAGACAUGGGGCAUCCCUUAUCAGCAAAAGUGAAACACCCACAUCUACAUAAACAAUACAGGCAGCAAAUAAAGACUUCAGAGCGGCCGAUGAGUUUGAGGAAGGAGGAUACAGCUAAUGAAAUCACAACGGGCUUUUUUCAUGAACAGCAGGUCUCAAUGGACUUGGACUUUUUUCUAGUGUUGCUAGUUUUGUUUCAGCCAUCAGUAACGGCUGUCCUGUUAACUGUGGAGGCAGGACAAACCAAGUAUGAUUCAGAGUAUGGAGGAGAUGUUGUCCUGGGCUGCAGCUUUAAGCCUAAACUGUCCACUCCUCGUGCUGAGCUAAAGGUGACCUGGCUCCGAAUGGACUCUCCCAUGCCUCGGGAUAUUUACAGCAUGGAUAAUUGGAAGGAGCAGUUACAGUUCCAGGAUCCUGACUAUCAGGGCAGAGUGAAGCUUCUCACUGAGGAGGUGAAGGACGGCUGGGCCAAGUUACAGAUCUCCAGUUUGCAAAUCAGUGACUCUGGGAUGUAUCAGUGUGUGGUGCAGACAUCAGAAGGAGCUGAUUACAAAGAAAUAAAAUUGUCAGUGAAAGCACCUUAUAAAGCAGUCACUAAGGACAUCCAGAAAGAUCCAAAAGGGGAUGGUGUGCUGCUGACCUGCCAGUCAGAGGGAUACCCUGAGUCCUCUGUUAUGUGGAAGGAUGGUUACAUGAAGAAACUCUUUGCCAAUACAACUACCUUAUCAACAACGGAGAAGCUCUUUAGAGUUACCAGUCAGAUUCGUGUACCAUCAUCAGACAAAAUGAACUACACGUGCAGCUUUGGAAACGAUGGACAGUCUGCAACAUUUCAGAUUCCAGAUGAAAUACGUGUUCCGGAUGGAAACAAUGGUGCUGUCAUCGUUACUUCGUGUAUUGGAGUGAUACUGAUUGUCAUUGUCGCUGCAGUUCUCGUGUAUCGACAUCAGAAUGGGUGCAGAAAAGGCAGCACCAGGAACAUUAUGGUAAAUGGAGGAAGCAAGACUGUUUUACCUGUUUUUUGCUUGCAAAUGAGUAAAGAAAAUGAAGAGGAGAGAACCAUUUUUAAUAAAGGCAGUGUUGAGGAAAACCUGAAGGCGUUUGUGAAAGCUUAUUACUUGGACCUUUCCUUCACUGAGAGGCCGAGACAGUACUGGGAGGCUUUCGGUAUGGAGAUGCUGCCUUACAGCCUGAAAAACAAUGAGGGCCAGCCUGUGAAUCUCCAAGCUCUAAUCCCAGAGGCAGGAGAGACACUUCUUCUCGAGGGAUCUUCGGGGAGCGGGAAGACUAUUUUAGCCCACUUCCUGGUUUCCUCUUGGACCGAAGGUCCCACACAUGCCUUCCCAAACCUCCUCGACCUCAGCGCCGUUCAGCUUCUUCUUUAUAUGGACUGCAGCGAAGCGAAGGGGGACUUGUUUCAGGAAAUAACCACUCAACUCUCCAUCAAGGAAAAGAUGGCAACAGAAGAGGAGCUGAGGACUUUAUUGAGCCGCUCCAGUGAGACUCUUCUGUUGCUGGACGGAUACAGAGAGGGGAACCAGAGUUUUGAUGAGUCCUUGAGGACAUUUAUGGGUGAAAGAGGAGGAUGCAGGCUUCUGGUCAUGGCCUGCACUGGACACUGUGACACGCUUAGGGGGACAGUUGGGACAGGACGGGUAGUCAAGCUCCAAAUGGAGACUGUAUAGCAGUGAGCUUGCAACCAAAAAGAGACAUUAAGCACUUGUUAAACAUUUUAGUAACGUAGACAUUUCAUACUCUUUUUUUACUGUUUCAUUUUGUUAACCUACCCAGAUAUGCUACAGAACUUGUUAAAUUCAGCAUUUGUAAGAUGCACAAUAAAAACUGCUUUUGUAUUCUUUUAAAAACAGCUGUGAACAUUAUCUUAUAAUGGCUAAACAUGUUUCACCCUUGCAGCAGCAUUGAGGUCAUAGAAACUCUUCAUUUUAAUCUGUGCAAUCCGCGAUGAAACUCCUGUGAAUCAAAAAAAAAUCUUGGAUAGAUCAGGUAGCUGGAAAUGAUCACUGCUGUUGCUGUUCUGUAUCAUUCUGAGAGAAAACGAAAGGUCAACAUCAGGGUCGUUGGACUGCAAGCACAGCAGCGUCAAUAUCUCUCGCCUGUGUGUGAAAAGAGAAGUGACACUGGAUAUUCCUGUCGAGACAGUCAUCUGAUUCCAGUAACAUCUCAUCAUAAAAGCUGUUUUUUUUUUCAACUCCAGUAACAUCUUAGAUCAUAGAGGAGAUUUCCAUUCUGUCAGCACGACUGACUCAUCAUUAUGCUUUUUCUGUAUCAGGGAUUAAUUGACCUAAAAACUGAGUGAGGAAGUGAACAUUCUGUAUGCUACAAGUUAAAGGCUUUCAUACCAAGCCUGAGAGGGCAGACUUAAUUUAGGCAUAAGGACAUAUUCAGAGAGUGUUUUUUCUUGGUACUUUUGCUUUUGCUUUAACUUGUGAAUUACAUGUUCUUUUUCAGUCUUUAA